GAUCCAUAUAAGUCCCGGACUUAUAUCGUGAAAACCUCGAACCAUCAUCGGCGCCCCUUAUUCGGCAGCCACCACCACCAGCGUCGCCCGUCAUGAAGCCCAUCGCCUUGAGCGCGCUCCUCACCGCCGCGGCCGCCGUCGCCGUGCCGGGUGAGUAUGAGAACAAGCCAUCGCAGCCAUCACAGCCUUUCAAGCACCGGAUCCCGACCUCCUACGAGUCGGCCGUCAUGGCGCGGCGCAUUCUCGCGCUCACUCCCCUCGGCACUCUGGCCACCAUCUUCCCAGCGGCCUCCAAUUCUUCCUCGAUCAUGACCGAAGAAGAAAAGAACAACCCGAAGAUGCGGGAGAACCGGCCCGCGGAAGUGGCCGGCAUGCCCCACGGCUUGAUGGAGUACAUCUCAGACUGCGAGUACGCGACCAACGACGUCGGCAACCCGACGCUUCUGGCCAUCAGCAUCGAGACCUCGUUCAAGAACAUUGCCGCCGGUAGCAAUGUUUCUUUGGCGGUGCAGUGGACUCCUCCUCCUCAUCAUCGUUGGCCUCCUCAUGGUCCCCCGGGGCAUAAGAAGCCUCCUCACCAUGGCGAUGAUGACGAGCAUGACCACAAGGAGCACGAAGAGCAUGAACACGAGGACCACAAAGACCACAAAGAUCACAAAGACAAAAAGCACCACAAAGACAAAAAGCACAAGGACCACAAAAAGAAGCGCCCUCACCACCCCCGACGCUUCUCCCCCGCCGCCCUCCCCCGCUUCUCCCUCCUAGGCUACGUCGAAAGGAUCGAAGGCGGCGACGACCGCAGCCAGGAAGGUUCCAUCGGCUCGCAACUCGCCUCGUGCUUCACCAAGGUCCACCCAGACGCCAAGUGGUGGCUUCCGGGCAACCGGAUUCACGAGUCGCACUUUGUCCGGCUGGUGGUGACGCAGGUGUACUGGAUUGGCGGGUUUGGCGAUCGGGCUUAUAUCGGCUGGAUCCCUGUUGAUGAGUGGAAGAAGGUCACAAAAGAGGAGUGGGAGGCGAUCAGGUUGCCGGGGGAGUGGGAGGGUCAUCACGGUAAGCCGCAUGGACCUCCUCAUCCUCCGAAGCAUGAGAAGCCUGAGGAUGGUGGUGAUGAGGGAAGUGAUAGUGAUGGUGAGGAUGAGGGAGAGAAGCAGACUGGGACUGAGAAGGAGAAGGGGUGGGUGGUUGUUCAGGAUGGGAAGAAUGAGGAUUAUGGUGUGAAGGAUCUCUAAGAAGUAAGGUUUCGCGGAGUGUCUACUAUGAUGCAACCAGGCAAAACUCUGACAGUACGUGUUUUACUAUUCUCGAUUUACCUUGCUGGAAUGGAUGGAAGACGGGAGUGCGCUUUUCCUUGGAUAUCACUUACCUAGAUUAUGCUUCCAUCCACGCCAAGCAUUUUGUUUGUACCACAAGCCCGAUAUUAUACCCAAUAGCUGAGAUAAUCAAUCUCAAGAUACAGCCAAGCCCUUCCUUACAUGCUUUUUGCGAUUGGUUC
This is a messenger RNA of Neurospora tetraspora, 1495 nucleotides long. Its product is annotated as pyridoxamine 5'-phosphate oxidase-domain-containing protein. The coding region runs from base 93 to 1232 and encodes 379 amino acids. The transcript has a single exon. NCBI's taxonomy places the organism in Eukaryota, Fungi, Ascomycota, Sordariomycetes, Sordariales, Sordariaceae. The record is from RefSeq and is a predicted model, not a curated record.